Molecule: messenger RNA, 1314 nt
Organism: Hansenula anomala
Lineage: Eukaryota; Fungi; Ascomycota; Saccharomycetes; Phaffomycetales; Wickerhamomycetaceae
Exons: 1
Coding region: 308-1102 (264 amino acids)
Biological process (GO): acetoin catabolic process
Molecular function (GO): acetoin dehydrogenase (NAD+) activity
Source: RefSeq, a predicted model, not a curated record
GUACAUGACACAAAUUUAAGGCCGAACGAAAAUCCAUCAAAGUUGGAAACAUAAGAAAACACCAGAAGCGCACACGAAACAACCAAGCAAUCAAUCCUUCAUGAGAUGAUUUCUAUAAUAAAUGGAUUCCGAAAGAACCAAGAGCCGUGAUAGGUUAUUUGAAGUCUCAAAUUCUUGAUUUCAGAGGAGUAAGGGGUGACAAUGUUUAACCCAUAUAGUUGAAAAAGGAUACUAUUUAACAAGGAUGAUAUUCCUGAAAGUUGAAGCAAUUUGAUCUAUAUAUUCAAUCAAUCAAUCAAUCACAAAAAUGACUUUAAACACCCAAAAGAAAACAGCAUUAGUUACAGGAGCAGCUCAAGGUAUUGGGAAAUCCAUUGCAAUUCAAUUAGCUAAAGAUGGUUACCAAGUUGCAAUUACAGAUUUACCAUUUCAAAAGGCGAAAGCAUUAGAAACAGUUAAAGAGAUUGAAAAAUUUGGAGCAGAAUCACUAUUUAUUCCAUGUGAUUCAUCUAAGAAACAAGAAAUCUUUGAUGCGGUUGAUGAAACCUAUAAAAAAUUUGGUGGGUUUGAUACCAUUGUUAAUAAUGCUGGUAUUGCAACUAUAGCACCUAUUGUGGAAACGACAGAAGAGGAAAUCAAUAAAAUCUUGAGUAUUAAUGUUAAUGGUGUUGUGUUUGGGAUUCAAGCAGCUGCAAAGAAGUUUGAAGAAUUGGGAAAUCAACCAGGUAAAAUCAUCAAUGCAGCUUCGAUUGUUUCAUAUGAAGCAUUUGAAAUGUUGGGUAUUUAUAGUGCGACUAAGUUUGCAGUUCGUGGGUUAACUCAAGUUGCUGCUAAAGAAUUGGCUUCAAGAAAGAUUACUGUUAAUUGUUACUGCCCAGGGAUUGUAUUAACACCAAUGUGGGAUCAAAUUGAUGCUAAAAUGGGUGAAUAUUCAGGCGCAGCUAAAGGAGAGACCGUUAAGAAGUUUAUUGACAAGAUUGCACUUGGAAGAGGAUCUGAACCUCAAGACGUUGCCAACUUGGUUAGUUUCAUGGCUAGUGAAAAGGCUGAUUAUAUUACGGGACAAGCUAUGGUUGUUGAUGGUGGAAUAAUGUAUCAUUAACGUAUUUAGGAGUUUACUUGAAAUAGUAAUGUUUGCCGAACCCUUUCUCAACGUAUGUAAUGGUACUUAUUUGAAACUUGGAGCCACCCUAUUGGUGAACAACAAGUGUUUACCUAAACCCCAUGGGGGUAUGAGAUUUGAACUCGCUUUACCGUGCUUUUUUGAUGCUCGUGUUUUUUUUUCAGGCGAAUGAUCAAAUUGUUGAAAAGUUU